AUGCUGAAGCAUUUGGAGAUCUUUCUCACCAUUCUAAUCUUCUCAAGUGCUCAUGAAGCAAAAGAGUCUAUAACUAGCAUGGACCCUCCUCGUUCAAUUCCUUUAGACUUGCUUCAUGUCUCAGAAACCAAGCCUUUGAAAUACCCUCCAUCUGAAUCUAACCCUAGUCCUCCUCAUCUAGCCUCUUUAGACUCGCUUCGAGUCUCAGCAGCAGCUGAUCCUUUGAAAUACCCUCCAUCUGAACCUAAUCCUGGUCCUCCUCAUCUAACUUCUUUAGACUCGCUUCGAGUCUCAGUAGCUGACCCUUUGAAAUACCCUCCAUCUGGACCUAACCCUGGUCCUCCUCAUCUAGCCUCUUUAAACUCGCUUCGAGUCUCAGAAGCUGACCCUUUGAAAUACCCUCCAUCUGGACCUAACCCUGGUCCUCCUCAUCUAGCUUUUUUAGACUCGCUUCGAGUCUCAGCAGCAGCUAAUCCUUUGAAAUACCCUCCAUCUGGACCUAACCCUGGUCCUCCUCAUCUUGCCUCUUUAAACUCGCUUCGAGUCUCAGAAGCUGACCCUUUGAAAUACCCUCCAUCUGGACCUAACCCUGGUCCUCCUCAUCUAGCUUCUUUAGACUCGCUUCGAGUCUUAGCAGCAACUAAUCUUUUGAAAUACCCUCCAUCUGGACCUAACCCUGGUCCUCCUCAUCUAGCCUCUUUAAACUCGCUUCGAGUCUCAGAAGUUGACUCUUUGAAAUACCCUCCAUCCGAACCUAACCCCGGUCCUCCCCAUGCUCUUCAUUGA
Molecule: messenger RNA, 786 nt
Organism: Populus trichocarpa (black cottonwood)
Lineage: Eukaryota; Viridiplantae; Streptophyta; Magnoliopsida; Malpighiales; Salicaceae
Product: vegetative cell wall protein gp1
Exons: 1
Coding region: 1-786 (261 amino acids)
Source: RefSeq, a predicted model, not a curated record